This is a messenger RNA of Oncorhynchus tshawytscha (Chinook salmon), 1511 nucleotides long. Its product is annotated as protein lingerer-like. Lineage: Eukaryota; Metazoa; Chordata; Actinopteri; Salmoniformes; Salmonidae. The transcript is spliced from 2 exons. The record is from RefSeq and is a predicted model, not a curated record. The coding region runs from base 535 to 1200 and encodes 221 amino acids.
GCUGACCUUUACAUUUUGUGAUCGAUUUAUUAUUAUUUUUUUUUCCAACUUAUCUCUUUUUACUUCUUUACUCAAAGAUUUAGAGGUUGAACACGUUCUCUCACUUUACGAACAGAGAGGGUUUAGAGGUUGAACACGUUCUCUCACUUUACGAACAGAGAGGAUUUAGAGGUUGAACAUGUUCUCUCACUUUACGAACAGAGAGGAUUUAGAGGUUGAACACGUUCUCUCACUUUACGAACAGAGAGGAUUUAGAGGUUGAACACGUUCUCUCACUUUACGAACAGAGAGGAUUUAGAGGUUGAACAUGUUCUCUCACUUUACGAACAGAGAGGAUUUAGAGGUUGAACACGUUCUCUCACUUUACGAACAGAGGAUUUAGACCUAAUUUAAUUUCUCUAGUAGGAACCUUUUUUAAAAGUUAUUUAUGGUAAUCAAUGAUAUAAGUGGACGGUUUGGUCGGUCUCUGUUCGGGUUAUUGUCUCAGCUUUACAGACUGUUCUUGCAGGCUUCGCAGACAGAGGACAGGGAGACAUGAAGACGGCUGGCACUCUGCUAGUGAACCCUCCUCCUCCUCCUACUGAGCAGGUCACAUGGGUCCCCGAGGGUCACCUGAUAACAACAGUAAGUGCCCAGACCAUGUUCAAGGAUGUAUCCGUCGGCAUGGCGAUGCAGGGUGCGGGCGACGCCCCCAUGACCCAGAGCGGGGCGGAGUUUAACGUGAAAACGACCAAUGACACGACGGGGGGGAGCUGGGGCGAGACUUCAUAUUUAGUGCCCCAGGCCCCAAGCGGCGUAACAUCAUUGGACCGAGACUGGGAGGGAGGGGAGUGGCUAGACCCUAAUGACCACACCCUCAGAAACGGAAAGAAGUUCUACAGUCGCUCCUUCAGAGGUGGAGGAGGGAGGGGAGGACACGAGGAGGGAGGAGGAGCCAGAGGGUAUAGAGAGAACCGUUGGAGGGGUGAGAGACGGGGGGUAGGAGGUUACCGAGGAGUGGGGAGGAGAGAUAACAGGGAAGGUUUCCGGGAACAAGACCGAGGGGACAGGAAGCAGGAAGGAAGAGGGGGCGAUGCCACCUCUAAAGGACAAAAUGUGAGGGGUCGGGGGAGGAGCUACCACUACAAUCAACAGCAAUCCAAUGGCAGAGAGGCAGGCUACUCUAGUGGGAUGAGGAACCCCCCUUAUACAGAUUUGUGAGAUUUGAUUGGCUGAUAUGGCUUUUUUUUUGGGGGGGAUUGUUUAUAUUUUUGUUUUUUUCUGAUUUGGUAUUUUAAUCGUCUGGUUUGUGGGAUUAUAUAGCUGUCGUUGGACUCGUCUUUUAAAAAAGAAAAAAAAAUGUGUCUUUCUCCAUGUUAUUGUUGCUUUCUGGACUCAGGCUGUAUCCCAUAUAUAGUGCACUACCCCCCCAUAGGGCCCUGGUCAAAAGUAGUGCACUACCCCCCCAUAGGGCCCUGGUCAAAAGUAGUGCACUACCCCCCCAUAGGGCCCUGGUCAAAAGUAGUGCACUA